CUGGAACUUGAUGCCCAGUAUUUCAUUCGAAUUCCAAGUUCCACUAGUGAAAAGUUCCGUUAAAGUGGAGCUAGGGUUUCAAAAAGAAAACCCCCUUCCAAACACAAAUCUUUGAAGAUGAAAUUGACUCUUGAAUUCGGUGGUGGACUUGAGCUUCUUUGUGAGUCAGUGAAGACCCACAAUGUUGAUGUUGAUCAAACUGGAGAAAAGAAGUUAACAAUGAAGGAUCUGUUGUCUUGGGUUCGUACUAAUCUAAUUAAGGAGAGGCCUGAAAUGUUCAUGAAAGGGGAUUCAGUGAGACCAGGUGUGCUGGUCCUUGUAAAUGACUGUGACUGGGAACUAAGUGGUCAACUCGAUACCACAUUAGAAGAUAAAGACGUGGUGGUCUUUAUUUCGACCUUGCACGGUGGAUGAUUAUAUUGCUCGAAAAUUAUAUCCAAACUAUCAACUACUUGUUACACUUUUACCAUCAAGGUCUUAGUUACGAUGCUUGCUUCACUAGAGCAGGUUCUGUAUCCCAAUUCUGUUUUCAGUAUAUAUGUUCAGAAGAAUUAUUGAAUGUAUGAUGCUAAACUGAGUGACUUAAUGCAAUCAGUUUUCGUAUUGUAUUAACUUCUAUAAAUCUCGAAAUAUUGUUUUGCCCCAAAUCCAUUGCUCUUUUUCCA
Messenger RNA from Papaver somniferum (opium poppy), 665 nucleotides. RefSeq names its product ubiquitin-related modifier 1 homolog 2-like. The record is from RefSeq and is a predicted model, not a curated record. Bases 118 to 414 code for a protein of 98 amino acids. The transcript is spliced from 4 exons. Gene Ontology annotation, cellular component: cytoplasm; nucleus. Gene Ontology annotation, biological process: protein urmylation; tRNA thio-modification. NCBI's taxonomy places the organism in Eukaryota, Viridiplantae, Streptophyta, Magnoliopsida, Ranunculales, Papaveraceae. Gene Ontology annotation, molecular function: protein tag activity.